Molecule: messenger RNA, 1328 nt
Organism: Carassius auratus (goldfish)
Lineage: Eukaryota; Metazoa; Chordata; Actinopteri; Cypriniformes; Cyprinidae
Product: probable alpha-ketoglutarate-dependent hypophosphite dioxygenase
Exons: 8
Coding region: 211-1041 (276 amino acids)
Source: RefSeq, a predicted model, not a curated record
GACAUCCCAGGACGAAACAGCCUGAAGAGCCAAGAGCAAAGGACAGCUUGAACCAAGACUCAGCACUAUAGGAAAACAGCAUCUCAGGUUAUAAAAACGGGCUUUCUUUCCCUGUGUAGUUUGCAAAGCCCUUGAGAAGCAAACGAAGCAAGAGACAACGUUCUCAGCCAUCUCCAGCAAACCAGAGGAAGAUUCACUGCACUUUCAGACAUGAAGAGAGACGCGGCUGAGAUUCAGGCCUUUUACGAGCAGCAGGGGUACAUGUCGGCCAUUCCCAUCCUGAGUCCUGAAGAGCUGCGGCAGGCCCGGGACGCCUUCGCUGAGCUGGAGAGAAAACAUGGUGAAGAUUACACCGCUUACAGCCUUCAUAAUGUCCACAAGGAGUUGGACUGGGUGAUGGGCCUCGCCAAGCACCCUAAGCUCCUGGAGGCGGUCACAGCGGUUCUGGGGCCAGACGUCAUCCUCCUGGACUCAAGAUUCAUUUGUAAAUAUCCAGUACGUAAAACGCAAAAAAGCAAUGGCAUCAUCCAACUGAACAACACCUGUGAUAAGGAAAAGGACGGCACUGAGAAGACAGAAGUGAUGCCGUUUGUGGCCUGGCACCAGGAUAUGAAGUACUGGGGCUUUGAUGGAGGUCCCGUUCUGUCCGUCUGGCUCGCUCUGGAUGACUCACUCGAGGACAACGGAGCACUCCAGGUCAUUCCAGGAAGCCACCACGAUGGUCUUCUGCCCCAUCACCAGGCAAAACGAGCUGGCAACAUGCUUAGUGUCAACCAGGAGAUCCCAGAGGAGCUGGUGGAGACGGAGAAGGCCAUCUUAUGCCCCCUUCAAGCUGGUCAGAUGUCUAUCCAUGAUGGACUUCUGGUUCAUGCCAGCGAUCCCAACACAUCUAAUAGGAGGCGCUGUGGUUAUGUGAUCCGAUAUGUCCCUACAUGCACUUUUCCAAUCCAGGACCCUGAGCGUCCCAGGACUUUUCCUGCCACGGUGCUGGUCAGCGGUACUGACAAAUACAACCAUUUCUCCAAAACCUCCGGACUGUGACCGGCUUAUAAUGACCUCUUUGUUUAGGACAUGGAUGCUUUGGCUUUAUGAACUAAUUAAGCUCUUACAAUGUGUGUGUCACAUGGAAUAGCGUUUCAGUCAUUCUACCAUUUUUUUCUUAUUAUUCAGCAUUACUUGUGACAAUUUUAAAGUUUAUAUUUAUAUUUAUAUGUCAUAUAUUCCUUUUUAAGUUAAAAUGUGGGUAUUUAUCUUUCAGGCGUUUCAGGAAAUCAUGUGUUAUGGGAUUUUGAACUGUAUGUGUCUUUUGACUGUCACUUUCUGAAUAU